AAAAUGACAGUGCUUUUGGCAGAUCAUUGUUUCUGGAAAACCUGUUGACAUCCAUUCCUUAAGAGAAACUUGAUCACCACUUGCUCUGGCAUGGCGCAAAGCAGUCCUCAGCUGGAUAUUCAGGUUCUCCAUGAUCUCCGGCAACGCUUCCCUGAGAUUCCGGAGGGCGUGGUCUCUCAAUGCAUGUUACAGAAUAACAACAAUCUUGAAGCUUGUUGCCGAGCCCUUUCCCAGGAGAGUAGCAAAUACUUAUAUAUGGAAUACCAUAGUCCAGAUGACAACAGGAUGAAUAGAAAUCGCCUUCUCCAUAUUAACCUGGGUAUCCAUUCUCCUGGUAGCUACCACCCAGGAGAUGGAAUUCAGCUUAAUGGUGGCCGAACGCUGGUACAUAGCUCAAGUGAUGGACAUAUUGAUCCGCAGCAUACAGCAGGUAAACAGCUGAUUUGUUUAGUUCAAGAACCACACUCAGCUCCAGCCGUUGUGGCGGCUACUCCUAACUACAAUCCAUUUUUUAUGAAUGAACAGAACAGAAGUGCAGCUACUCCUCCUUCACAACCACCUCAGCAGCCAUCUUCCAUGCAAACAGGAAUGAAUCCAUCUGCUAUGCAAGGGCCUUCGCCGCCACCACCUCCAUCAUACAUGCACAUACCUCGGUAUAGUACAAACCCAAUUACUGUUACAGUAUCCCAAAACCUCUCUUCUGGACAGACUGUACCAAGAGCUUUGCAGAUUCUUCCACAAAUUCCAAGCAAUCUCUAUGGGUCUCCUGGUUCUAUUUAUAUUAGACAGACAUCUCAGAGCUCAUCAGGAAGACAGACCCCUCAGAGUGCUCCAUGGCAGUCCUCACCCCAGGGCCCAGUGCCUCAUUAUAGUCAACGUCCUUUACCUGUUUAUCCACAUCAACAGAACUACCCACCGUCUCAGUAUUCGCCCAAGCAACAGCAAAUCCCCCAGUCGGCCUAUCAUUCGCCACCUCCUUCUCAGUGUCCUUCACCUUUCAGCUCUCCACAGCAUCAAGUGCAACCUUCCCAGUUGGGCCAUGUCUUCAUGCCACCUAGUCCUUCAACUACUCCACCCCAUCUAUAUCAACAAGUACCUCCUAGCUACCAGAAACAGGGAAGCCACUCAGUAGCCUAUCUUCCAUACACACCAUCUAGCUUACCAAAGGGUUCCAUGAAGAAGAUAGAAAUUACAGUUGAACCCUCUCAAAGACCCGGAACAACAAUUAAUAGAAGUCCUUCACCCAUUAGUAACCAGCCAUCUCCACGGAAUCAGCACUCUAUGUACACAGCCACCACGCCACCUUCAAGUUCUCCUUCAAGAGGAAUAUCUAGUCAACCAAAACCUCCAUUUAGUGUUAAUCCUGUGUAUAUCACAUACACACAGCCAACUGGACCCUCAUGUGCUCCAUCACCAUCUCCUCGGGUGAUACCAAACCCAACUACGGUUUUUAAAAUAACUGUAGGCCGAACAACGACCGAAAAUCUUUUAAAUUUAGUGGACCAAGAAGAGCGUUCUGCAGCACCAGAACCUAUUCAGCCCAUAUCAGUGAUCCCAGGCUCUGCGGGAGAAAAGGGAGGCCAUAAAUAUCAGAGGAGUUCUAGUUCUGGAUCAGAUGACUAUGCCUACACACAAGCCUUGCUGUUACAUCAGCGAGCAAGGAUGGAGAGGUUAGCAAAGCAGUUGAAACAUGAGAAAGAGGAGCUAGAGCGCUUGAAGGCUGAAGUUAACAGUAUGGAGCAUGACCUGAUGCAGAGACGGCUUAGGAGAGUCAGCUGCAACACUGCAAUCCCAACGCCUGAGGAAAUGACAAGAUUGAGAAGCAUGAACAGACAACUCCAGAUAAAUGUUGACUGUACACUGAAAGAAGUUGACCUCCUUCAAUCUAGAGGGAACUUUGAUCCAAAAGCCAUGAAUAAUUUUUAUGACAACAUAGAACCUGGCCCUGUUGUACCACCCAAGCCAUCUAAAAAAGAUUCCUCAGACCCCUGCACAGUUGAGAGAAAAGCCCGAAAAAUUAGUGUGACUUCCAAAGUACAGGCGGAUAUCCAUGACACCCAGGCAGCAGCCACAGAUGAGCAUCUCACUGGCUCCAAACUGAGUCCUCGGCUCCAACCCCGAGAUGAAGACUAUGAAGGGGCGCCCUGGAAUUGUGAUAAGUGCACCUUUCUGAACCACCCUGCCCUGAACCGCUGUGAGCAGUGUGAGAUGCCGCGGUACACUUGAAUUGAGAAGCCUGCACCCGGUUGCAAUGACAUUUUGAGCACCCAUCCCAAGGAAAGGA
This is a messenger RNA of Elephantulus edwardii (Cape elephant shrew), 2284 nucleotides long. RefSeq names its product TGF-beta activated kinase 1/MAP3K7 binding protein 3 (gene TAB3). The transcript has 7 exons. The record is from RefSeq and is a predicted model, not a curated record. Gene Ontology annotation, cellular component: extracellular exosome. NCBI's taxonomy places the organism in Eukaryota, Metazoa, Chordata, Mammalia, Macroscelidea, Macroscelididae. Gene Ontology annotation, molecular function: ubiquitin binding. The coding region runs from base 91 to 2226 and encodes 711 amino acids.